AUGCCUGUGGAUUAUAGCAAGUGGGAUGCUCUGGAGCUCAGCGAUGACUCCGAUAUCGAGGUCCAUCCCAAUGUCGAUAAACGCUCCUUCAUUCGCGCUAAACAAAACCAAAUACACAUGGAGCGACAGCAACGUAAGCUCCAGAUCGAAACCUUAAAAUACGAACGCCAAAUCAACGAUGGAUUAUUAAAGAGAAUAUCGAGCCUGUUAAACGCCCUAAAAGCUCAUGCUGCUGAGGCAGAAACCCGAAACCCUGCCGAGGUCGCUUUCCAAGCUGUCAUGGAGUCUGCCGGUAGACCUGAGGACGACAAGCCUCCUGCUCGACCCGAAGGUGUCCACGCGCAAGAAGAGCAGCCACCUACAUAUACUAAAAUGAUGGCGACUUUACUAGACCAAGUCAACAAGGAACUCGACGAAAAGAAACCCGAGAACCGUUAUAAUGCCAUGGUGGAAGAAAUCGGUGUACAUUUAAGUAAGGUCGAGGACUUACAACAGCAGCUAUUAAGCAAGUUGGCAGAACUAGAGAAGGAAGAAAGCCGCAAGAUUACAAGCGAUGGCAUCCAUACGGGGUUUGAUAGUUCACAUGUCACCAAAUCUACCCCAUCUGAAUCUGGGGCGAAGAAAGCCGACGACUCCAAAGUGGAACUUCUCAACCCCAGCUUCUCGCAGUCUAAGCCGGAGGAGUCGAAGUCUUCGUCAGCCACGGAAGACGACGAUAGCGAGAUCACGGCGUCACCUGACGCUCAAAAGUUCGCCAAGAUAAAGGCAUCCGAUUAUCGAGAAAGCAAUUCCUUCAUUGGUGCACACCCACACAUCUUAACCGAGAAGGAAACCGACGGUAUUCUAAUCAUGGCAUUUGAUGCCCAGCUGGAAGGGAAUGAUGAUUUCGCACGACAAUGCGUCCACCAAGCUCUCCUGUUACAGUAUUGUCGCGCGUUAGGUAAAGACGGCGUCGCGCUCUUCUUCAAGCGUAUCACUACCAAAGGUCACCAAGCGCAGGAUGUCUUCUAUAAAGAUGUGCAAGAUACAUACUACAGGAUCAAGAACCGUGCGGCUGAAAUUAAUGCCCAGCGAGAAGCUGAAGGUGGAUCCGGAGAAGGAGUGGAACAGAUCCAAUUGCACGCUGUGGAGCCGGGUACCGAAAUCAAGAUUAAGAUCCCACCUGAGAAAGGAGAGGACGAAGCCGAAAAGAAAGGUCGCGAGAUUUUCGAAGGAUUUACCCCGGAAAUGCAAAAGGCCUUAGAAUCUGGCAGUUUAGAUAAGGUGAACGAAGUACUCGGCAAAUUGAAGGUUGAAGAUGCCGAGGAAAUAGUUGCCCUUCUCAGCGAGGCUGGAAUUCUGAGCGUAGAAGAACAAAUAAUAGAUGCCACUACGGAGGCAGGACAAAAACAUCUGAAAGAGAUGGAAGAACAAGCGGCACUAGAGUCGUAUGCGGACGAUCCGGAGUAA
Molecule: messenger RNA, 1449 nt
Organism: Daldinia childiae
Lineage: Eukaryota; Fungi; Ascomycota; Sordariomycetes; Xylariales; Hypoxylaceae
Product: Hsp90 co-chaperone Cdc37
Exons: 3
Coding region: 1-1449 (482 amino acids)
Biological process (GO): protein folding; protein stabilization
Cellular component (GO): cytoplasm
Molecular function (GO): heat shock protein binding; protein kinase binding; protein-folding chaperone binding
Source: RefSeq, a predicted model, not a curated record